Messenger RNA from Dicentrarchus labrax (European seabass), 1729 nucleotides. RefSeq names its product intercellular adhesion molecule 4-like. The transcript has 7 exons. The record is from RefSeq and is a predicted model, not a curated record. Gene Ontology annotation, molecular function: integrin binding. Gene Ontology annotation, biological process: cell-cell adhesion. NCBI's taxonomy places the organism in Eukaryota, Metazoa, Chordata, Actinopteri, Moronidae. Gene Ontology annotation, cellular component: membrane. Bases 219 to 1301 code for a protein of 360 amino acids.
UCGCCUGAUCAUCAGCUUCAGACACACACACACACACACACACACACACAAAAAGAACAUACAUACACACCCACGUUCCCAUAAAAACCUGAAGUACCCUGUGUUUUUCUCAGAAGUCUCAGGCCGUGUCCCUGCCAGCAUCACACAGCCAGUAACUGGUGUUUGGGAGAGACGUCAUAUCGGCAGUCAAUAUUCUGAGGCAGGGAAAGUGAAGAAGGAUGUGUGCAUCUGCGUGGCCAAUCACACUUCUGCUGUUGUUCGGCUUAGCUACCUCAUCUCCAGUUUCCACACCUGCUCCACCUCUUCCAGUGCAAAUUUUACCUCCCUCUCCCUCUCCAACAAUUCUCCCGUCUCCACCUUCUCCUCCUCUCAGUGUCCUAGCCCACUUUUCUGGAGAGUCAGAAAAAGAAGCCAGCUGCCGUCUGAUGAUAUCACCCUCCACUCUGGUGGUCAGGUUUGGAGAUCCAUUCACAGCUAACUGCUCUGCACAAAGCAUUAAUUAUGGUGGUCUCGGUUGGGAAAUCUCCCUGGAGACUUCUGGACUCAGUCAGGAUAAUUUUGUCAUCUUGACUGUGGACAACAUGACUAAGUGGAGCAUCACGGCUACAUGCUAUGCACUAACUAAUGAGGGAGGGUCGUGCGACAUUAAGCUUCCUCUAAUAGUCUACAAGCCUCCAGAUAAUGUGUCCAUCAGCUUGAUUAAUCACACUGGACCGAUGUAUGAGGGCCGUCAGUACACUCUGCAGUGUACGGUACAGGGCGUUGCUCCUGUUGGAAACCUCAUUGUGACCUUCUACAGAGGACAGACAAUAUUGGGUCAACUACAGUCCAACAACACUACGGAGAAGGAACCAGUGACAGAGAUCUUCACUUUAAACAUCACCCCCAGUAAAGAAGAUAAUGGAAUCCAGUACUGGUGUGAAGCCAAGCUAGAACUGGGACCAGAAGGACCACAGCCCCCUCCAGUGUUGAUGUCACAAAAACUCAUUACUGUGGUCCUCUUUGGUCCACACCUCGUUUGUCCUACAAAACUGCUGGUGAGAGAGGGACAGAGCCUCAGCUGUGAAGUGAGAGGAAACCCUCAACCAGAAGUCUUAUGGUUCAGAGAUGGACAGGCAGUUGCCCUGCCCACUCACUCAAGCAGAAAAGAUGCCGGGAAAUACACAGCCGUCACAAAAGGACAUCUUGGACUGAAAAACUUUACAGUGGACGUGGAGGUCCUUGCUGGCAGUGGAACUGCAAACAGCUGUAACAGACACCUGUUGGCUUUCUUGCUCAUUUAUUUGAUCAGCUGGCUGUAAAAACUCCUAAAAGAACCCAACGUGAUAUUCCCAUGCUGUCUGGAUGAACUGCUCCUGCUGUCAAAAAAAAUGUUCAUCGGGGUUGACUCGUUGCUUUGUGUCACUCUUCUUUUUCACAUGGAUCAGAUUCACAUCAAUGUCUUUGAGAGUGUCUGUCCAGGUACAUUUUCUUAUGUUAAUAAACUGAUGUGUCAAUGUAAAUUUCAUCUUCCAGACUGAAUGCUGCUCAAGAAAGAAAUUAAUUCUAUUUUUGCACAACUUAAAACAAUCAUAGGUCUUUGACUGCGUUUCCCCUCUUGUUUAUUUUAAGAUUAUUUUAGUAACUGUCUGAAUCAUUUGCCGAACAAUGUUGGUGUUUUUCCUGUGUUCAGCCUUCUUUCACAAAGGUUAUGUUCUGUCUGCUGUAAAUUAAAAUGCUGUCCAACAAC